AUACAUUCGUCCAGGCAGCCGUGUCGUGCGGGAGCAGCUCGCAAACUGGCUCGUCGAUGAUGAUUGCAAUCGCGGGCCUGCCAAUUGUUGAUAAAUAAUGCACGAGCCGUCGCGGCGUUGAUCAGUUCCGAGCGAAAAUUCCAGCGUGCACUUGAAACAUUUCCGUUUGCGUUCCGAACCGUCGUGACGUCUACAUGAUUGUUCGAGGUGAUUGUGUGAUUGAAGCAGCAGGAAAAUCAGUGCAGUACAACGCAGUGUGACCAGUGCGCAUUAAUUCGUGGAUUAAAACGCGAUUUCAUAUCAAGGCGCGCUGGUUCUGAAUCUGAAUCCACACACGACGUUUGUUUGUGUUUGUCAGCGGGUUUUGUUUACGAUUCUGUGUGUGGUGUGUGUCGCCAUUAUUAAAAAUUCGUUGCGGAAGUCGCAGGAAGAAGAAAUUUUAUCCGAAAAUGGAAUUGCCAGUCACGCUUAUCGUCAAGGCCCCCAAUCAGCAGAUUGAGGAUCAGACUGUACAGUGUGAAUUGACUUGGACAAUCAAUAUGUUGAAACAACACUUAUCUGAGGUCUACCCAAGCAAACCACCGAAAAACGAGCAGAAAUUAAUCUAUUCGGGUAAAUUAUUGAAUGACGGUGUGGUUCUCAAAGAUAUCUUGAGGCAGUAUGAAGGACAAGACACACAUACAGUUCAUUUGGUCUGUACACCAAAAUUCAGCCCGAAAACAACCAGAAUUACGCCUGCGACAACUCCAGCUGAACAACCCGCCGUGGAGAAUCUCGUCAACAAUGCAAGACCCACGGUGGCGGAUCAUCGAGUGCCCAAUAUGCAGUGGUAUGAUAAUAUGCAGUUCAAUAAUGUGCAGCCGAAUGUCCAGCCAGCGCCGAAUAUGGAUCCGCAGAUGAUGCAGAUGAUGAUGAUGCAGCAGGCUUUCAUGCAGGCGUACUACACGCAGUAUCAGUACAUGAAUAUGAAUUUCAGACAAAAUUACACAAAUCAACCACAAGAUGUCCCCGGUGAAGCCCCAGUAGCACAACCCCAGCCACCCGCCCCACCAGCCGCCGCCAACCUCCCGCGAGACAACCCCGAACUAAACCGCGACUGGCUGGAUGUCUUCUACAUGCUCAGCCGCACGAUGAUAUUCAUCAGCAUCGUCUAUUUCUACUCCAGCCCUGUGCGCUGUGUGGUAGUGGUAGCACUCGCCUUCUCCCUGUAUCUCUACCAGAUCGGAUUCUUCCGCAACGUGAACAUAAACAACAACAAUAUCGUCGCAGGUGAUCCGGUAGCUGCAGCAGCUGGCGGAGGUGGCGCUGCUGAUGCACAGCCUGCGCCAGCCGCGGCUGGCAACGAUGCGCAAGAUGUCCUCCAACCCACACGCCUAAUGAUCCUCUGGACCUUUUUCACGACGUUCUUCGCCUCACUCCUACCCGAGAUACCCAACGUGGUUUAGAAGUAGCAGCAUCACACACGCCCGCGAUAGCGUUUACCAAAAAUAUUAAAUUCACCAGCGUUCGACGACGACGACUUUAUUAUGUUCCAUGUGUUGUAAGUUGUUUGGUGUAUCUGUACAUAAUGAUAAAACCGGGGAAUGUUUGCAAGUAUGAAAUUCAUAGUUGUAUAUAGAAAUGUUUAGGCAGGCCGCGGCAAUGAUAUGCUUUGGAUUACAUAGCGUGGUUUCAUUUCGUGUGAUCUGGAAUGUGUUUUAUCAUCGCGCUUGUUUACACACACACACACACACUCUCUAUUUAAAGAUGUUGAUAUGUUGGAACAAUCGCUGGUUUUGUUUCACAAUUGACGAAAUAUGAAUCUAGGUGAAGAUGUGUGAUCCGUACAUAUAAUAUAAACAGAUAUUUAUAAUAUUAAAGAAUACUAUUAUUAAAAUAUUUAGAAAAAA
Dalotia coriaria is the source of this 1889-nucleotide messenger RNA. RefSeq names its product Homocysteine-induced endoplasmic reticulum protein (gene Herp). Gene Ontology annotation, biological process: endoplasmic reticulum unfolded protein response. Bases 450 to 1445 code for a protein of 331 amino acids. Gene Ontology annotation, molecular function: protein binding. The transcript is spliced from 3 exons. The record is from RefSeq and is a predicted model, not a curated record. Lineage: Eukaryota; Metazoa; Arthropoda; Insecta; Coleoptera; Staphylinidae.